UUCGAACAGCGUGCUGGUCAGGUCGUUAACGAGGUAUAUACAGUUUUAAGAGCGAGCGAGCGAACGAGCGAAAGAGAGAUAUACCAAAUUACAAAAAGCUAAUAAAACUACAAGUGCAACUAGCAAAACAAAAAGCUGCAGCAAAUUAAACUUAAGCGCCAAGCACUUAAAUAUUAUAACCAUAAUUAAAAACAAUAUACCAGUUAUAAAUAUAAAACAAUAAUUGAACAAACUGUGUUAAGCAAGUACUUAAGCAACAAACACACAAAGUACUUAAACAACAACUAAUUAUAACAAAUCAAAAAAAACAAAACAAAAAAUCAACAACCAAUUAUAUAAAAACAAAUUGAGCGCUAUGAAGAAGCUGUCCUUAAAUAUGUGUUCCCGCAACAUUAAGAUCUCGGUGGUGCUGUUUCUUGUCAUGAUACCCAUAUUCACAGCUUUGCCCCACAAUCACAAUCUAUCAAAGCGCAGUAAUUUUUUUGAUCUGGAAUGCAAGGGCAUCUUUAACAAGACCAUGUUCUUUCGCCUGGAUCGCAUAUGCGAGGACUGCUAUCAGUUAUUCCGUGAGACGAGUAUACAUCGACUAUGCAAGGCUAAUUGUUUCGCCCACGAAACCUUUGGAGAUUGCCUUAAAGUGUUGCUCAUCGAUGAUGAGGAAAUUGUUAAGCUGCAGCAAUAUCUAAAAGUCAUCAAUGGCUCACCCUAUCCCUUUCACAAGCCAGUUGUAUACAAAUAGAGAGCUUUAUGUAUUCAUUUUG
This is a messenger RNA of Drosophila busckii, 761 nucleotides long. It is a transcript of the gene ITP, whose product is annotated as ion transport peptide. The transcript is spliced from 4 exons. Bases 356 to 739 code for a protein of 127 amino acids. Gene Ontology annotation, cellular component: extracellular region. Lineage: Eukaryota; Metazoa; Arthropoda; Insecta; Diptera; Drosophilidae. Gene Ontology annotation, biological process: circadian rhythm. Gene Ontology annotation, molecular function: neuropeptide hormone activity. The record is from RefSeq and is a predicted model, not a curated record.